Molecule: messenger RNA, 732 nt
Organism: Erigeron canadensis
Lineage: Eukaryota; Viridiplantae; Streptophyta; Magnoliopsida; Asterales; Asteraceae
Exons: 2
Coding region: 1-732 (243 amino acids)
Source: RefSeq, a predicted model, not a curated record
AUGUCUUUUUCAGUUCCGUCAAGUGCUAACACAUACACACGACAAGAGUUAUUUGGGAACGACUCCGACGAUGAAGAACUUAUCACUAUAAUGGGUGAUUUUAUCGUUUUGCUCGAAAAUGGGGACUCUUCAACCCCUCUUACUCGUGUUUAUAUCCCAAGAGAUCGACUUGGUGCAGGGAAUCAGUUGAUAAAUGAUUACUUUGUCGAAAACUCAAAGUACCCGCCACACUUCUUUAGGCAGCGUUUUCGCAUGCGAAAAGAGCUAUUCAUGCGUAUAGCUAACGAUAUCGCUUCUUUCUCCCCAGUUGGUGAUGAGCAUGUGCCUCCUCAUUUUGUUGAGUUUCGAAACCAGCGUGUAGAUGCACGGGGUAACCUCGGUUUUUUUACAAUACAUCUGCGAUACGUCACACUUGAUGAGUAUCUACAAAUGGGUGAACAAACUUCCAGAGACGCGCUUGAUGCUUUUUGUAAGUGUGUGUUUGACCUUUACAGGGAAGAGUACUUACGAAGAUCAACAACAGAUGAUAUACAACGUAUCUACCAGGGAUGCUUGGGAGCAUCGACUGUAUGCAUUGGCCCUGGAAAAGGUGUCCAAAAGCAUGGCAAGGUUCGAACAAAUGACAUAAACGUACUCAAUCAAUCACAUUUGUUUAGGGAAAUCGUUGAGGAUACGGCUCCGGAUACUUCAUUUAUAGUUAACGGAACCGAGUAUAGAAGGGGUAUUAUCUAG